AUGAGAUAUACAGAAACAAUUUAUGUUUACCCUACAUCUCAUAGUCAUAUAAUCUUACUAAGUUUUGCAAAAUGGCAUAUUUUUGGCAUUUCAGGACCCUCUCCAAUACCACCAACUAAGCCAAAUAAAUGCUGGCUCCCAAAAGUAAAAGGACCAUGUGAAGCAUUAAUACCUCGAUUCUAUUAUGAUUCCAAAACUUUCAAGUGUAGGAAGUUUAUCUAUGGCGGAUGUCAAGGCAAUGCGAAUAAUUUCAAAACUAAAAAAGAAUGCAAUCAGGAAUGUAAAAAGUCAGUUUGUACAUUACCAAAGGAUACUGGACCCUGCAAAGGAUCAUUCAAGAAAUGGUACUACAACGCAGCAACAAGGAACUGUGAAAAAUUUAUUUAUGGCGGUUGUAAAGGAAACGGAAAUAGAUUCAAUCGUUAUAGGGGUUGCAUGAAAAAUUGCAAAGGAGUCAAACCAACACCACCACCAUCACCAUCGCCACCACCGCCACCACCAACUGGUCCAGGCAAAUCAAAGCCUGGUAUGUGUCCAAUACCAAACGGACCUGGUAUUUGUAUAGAAGCAUGUGGAGGAGAUUCUAAUUGCCCAGGGUAUCAGAAAUGUUGUUCUAACGGAUGCGGACAUGUGUGUACCAAUCCUGCAGGACCAUCACCAUCGCCUCCUCCUCCUCCUCCUCCCCCGCCGCCACCACCACCACCGUUUCCACCUCAAUCUGUUUGUGAAAAAGGAACACCAUUCCCUAACAUCAAUUGUGGCUUAGGACCAGCCAGUAAAACAUGCCCACGUAGUUAUUACUGUAAAAUUCAUCCAACAGAUCAGUAUGCAGUAUGCUGUCAAAAUCCCUGCUCAUAUGGAGUACCACAUCCAACGUUAAGCUGUGGAAUGGUGAUUGGAUCUAACAAAUGUCCUACUGGAUAUUCUUGUGCAGCAGGUGCUGCUGAUGAAUUCUUUGCAUGUUGUCCAACAAAACCUUCACCAUCACCUCCACCGCCACCAACACUUCCUGGAAAACCAAAGCCAGGUUCCUGUCCAAAACCAAAACCUGGAACGGCAGGUAUUUGUCUACAAAGAUGCAAUGGAGAUUUUGAUUGUCCAGGAAAUGCAAAAUGUUGUUCUAACGGCUGCGGAAAUGAAUGUGCUAAUCCUCAAGAUAAUGUACCAAUCUGUAGAGUAGGACAACCUCUGUCUAACAUUAACUGUGGACGUGGUCUGAAUCGUCAGAACUGCCCAAGGGAAUAUUACUGCAACGUUCAUCCUACUGAUAAAUAUGCUGUGUGUUGUCGAAAUGUUUACAUGCUGCCUGGUUGAUGUUGCAACAUGUCAAAGUUAUAAGUUUAUAAAACAAAUUCAACUU
Molecule: messenger RNA, 1360 nt
Organism: Mytilus trossulus (common blue mussel)
Lineage: Eukaryota; Metazoa; Mollusca; Bivalvia; Mytilida; Mytilidae
Product: papilin-like
Exons: 13
Coding region: 1-1314 (437 amino acids)
Biological process (GO): negative regulation of peptidase activity
Cellular component (GO): extracellular region
Molecular function (GO): serine-type endopeptidase inhibitor activity
Source: RefSeq, a predicted model, not a curated record